This is a messenger RNA of Octopus bimaculoides (California two-spot octopus), 2748 nucleotides long. RefSeq lists its product as uncharacterized. The record is from RefSeq and is a predicted model, not a curated record. Lineage: Eukaryota; Metazoa; Mollusca; Cephalopoda; Octopoda; Octopodidae.
AGAAACCUUUGGUGCCAUAAUGAAGAAAAGCACAUUACAGUGUAAUGCAGAUAUACAUUAUCGAAGAUAUUUCAAGGCUCUUUCGGUGGAUUGGACGAAGAAGCCCAGUAUCUGUAAUGAACCGGAAAUUCUCAAGCAAUAUUUUAAGGAGCUCACCAAAACUCAAGAUUCAAAGGUGAGGGUAAGGAAAUCGCAUCUUAGCAUACAGAUGGCCCGGCAGAUGUUAUAUGAGGCAGCAUUAAAUGAGUCUGCUUUCCAACAAAUUUUAAACGACCAUAAAGUUGAUUUUGGUUUAGAAAUGGAUCCCUUGAAUUCAUUUGAGGUCAGAUGGAAUUUGUUGAGGUGAAAUUUUCUAUGGCUAGAGGCCCUUCCUAUUACCAAUUCUCACCUGUUUUCAAAUAAGAAAAUGAUAAAAACAGCUUCACCAUUCCAUAGCAAAACUACACUUUGACAAUUUUUGAUAUCUUGGCAUCUGAAGCAGCUGGAGAUACGAUAGUUUGACCAAAAGAACCAGCCAUUGCAAGCAAAAAUAGUGAGAGAAAAUGUGAACAUUACUGGAAAAUAAUUUCCUCUAAGACGUUAUUUUACUAAAAUUCUCAGAAGUUAUGUUACAACCUGUAACAAAAGUUGUGUUUAUUCCAAAGUCCAAAGUUUCUAUUGGUAAAAAUCAAACAAAAGAAUAUUGUAGAGAGCUCAAAGAAAAUAUUAGCUCAGAAACCCCAAACAUUAGCACUAUAUCGUUAUCUUCAGUAGCAACAUCUGAGAAUGGUCAAGGCAGUUGCAAAGUUAAAGAACAGAGAGAAACAACUAACAAUUGGAUUGUUUCCCCACAAGAAUCUAAGAAUUGUGCAACCAUGUUUAAAACAUCAAUGCAAAGAUCUCUUUGGAGAGAAUGUAAAAACAUUAAAACUUUAGCACAACCAAAUACCUUUUCUCAAAAAACAUUGAAAGAUACUAAUCUCAAAGCAUCUAGUUAUGAGCCAAAUUCUAUAACAAAAGAACUCAGAAACUGGAGAGAACGAAAUGUUUUGGAAAAAGAACUAAACCGUGACUUAGUACAACAGAAUUUGAAGACUGUUGAAAGUUCUUCAAAAAGUAAUCUGACAUUCUUUCUUCCCAGGAUUUCUUCCAAAAUCUCCAUGUCACAGCAUUCCAAUAGCAAAUCUAUUCACAAACAAUUGCAACUAACAAAUAUACCAUUGAAAGUCUCUCACAGAAAUUGUAACAAAGAUUGUAAUAUAUAUCAUAACAAACCAAAAGUAGUUUUCCCAAAUUUAUCUAGCUACACUAAUGAAUCUCCAUUGGACUUGAAAGAGCAGAAAUAUUUCACAUGUAAUUCAUACUUUCCUUUUGAAACUUGUGUCAAUCAAAGAAUGUGGAACUUGUUCAACAACACCCUUCCCUCUUCACCUCGUCGUAAAAAUUUAUUACUUAAUUGGUACACAAGCAUUUCUAACCAAUAUUCUCCAAAAGCUAGAACUGUCACCUCAACAAAACAGUCCAUUCCUUCAUGGUUGUCUAAAGAUGCUGAAGACAAUAUUGAAAUCAUUGGCACUCAGGCCUUAUAUCACAAAAAACAUAAAUAUUUUGAUAAAGAGCCAGCUUGGAAACCCCCUGUUUUACAUCCCUGACCUUAAUAAAAACCUCACUUCUUUCUCUAUACACCUUUUCAUAGCUAGAGCUACUGUAUUGUUCCUGUAUAUAUUUAGCUCACUCUGUUGAUCAGAUAAACUACCGAGACUAAGCAGUUCAAACAUUGUAUUGCAGUGGGUCAAAAUUUACAACUUUUGUUACCAGAAUUCAGGCUACAUUUCCAGUUUGAAUAUAACUUCUCCCAACAUGUCUGUGAGCUUCCAAAAACAUGUCUGAGAGGGACAUAAAAAGGGAAACAUUAAUUUACUCUUGAACAAUUAUGUGCUAAGUUGCAUCUUAAAAAUCUUUUCUUACAACAUUUAGCAACUACUCGCAACACCAUAUGCAAUUUAUCAAUUCAUAAUUCCAUAAGAGUGAGCUAUUCAAGAGAGAUAACUCUUUUUAUUACUAGUUUGACUUUCUGUGAUUGAAAAGCAGUGAGUUUUUCAUUUUACUUAAGAAGAUUUUCAUAAUAAGUCACAUAAUUAAAACCUCAUACACUUAUAAUUUUUAGCAUAAGGAAAAAUGAAAAAACAAAAUGGUACUCCAGUCGAAUCAUUUAAGGGUUAAUGGAUUAUCAAUGGACUUGUUAUUAGUAGAUUAACAGUGAUCGGCAAUAGAAUUGGAUUAACUCAAAACAGGAUGCUGGUGAACUAACGAUGAACAAGACAUUAAUUUUCAUGACUAUGAAACUCAUUAUCAGUUUAUGUUAAUCGUUUACACAAUAUUUUCCUCUUCCUCCUAUUCAUGAUGAUGAUGAUGAUGUAUGUCAUCAUAUCCCAAAUUUACAGUUUCAAGCUGGCUUUGGAAUCUUUAUGACUUAACAUAUACAUCAGCACAUGUACAAGUGAUUAAAUUUUGGCGGGAUAUUAAGUUCAAUAUUCCAGUAAUAGCAGCAAUAACGACUGAUGUAUCUAUCUACAGCUUAUUUGAUUUUCUGACCUUCCACUUUUCUCUUAAAAUCAAGAACAGAAUUCAUUCCAUAAUGCUAAAUAACUUCUUUUCUCUCACCAAACAUUUUCAAUCAUUCCUGAUUAUUUUUACUCUCUCUCUCUAUCUCUCUCACUCUCUCUCUCUCUCUCUCUCUCUCUCUCUCUCUCUCUCUCUCUCUUUAUA